AUGAGGCAUCCUGGACGUAUUCACAACCGUAUACGCUCUGAUCUCCCUCCCGAUCUACCUGCGGAGCGUGCGGCCACGCCAGCUCGUUUUUCCUGGCCUCUCGUUAUUGACGUAUUCUUGGAAUACGACGACAAGGAGCUGCUCAUGGCGCUCGGGUGCCUCUGUCGUCCCUUCCGCGAGCGCACUCGCGCCGCGCUCUUCCGUAGUAUUCACAUCGACGUCUGUCCCACGCAGGAGAGCAAGUCGCGUGACCUGACAUAUCUGUCUCGACUCUUGAGCAAGCGGUGGAGGAACGUGCGGAGCAUCGGGGACUGGAUAGACUUCCUCCGCAAGCGGCCUUGGGCGCAAGCAGCAAUCACGGAUGUUACGAUCAGUGGUAGACCCUGGUUGCAGAAGUGGCCUACUUCAAGCAAUUCAGUUGCCCCAGGACCUGCGUACAAUGGUGGCGGCAUACGAGCGAGGCUCCGUAGCUUGUCUCUGUCGAGGAACAACGCCGCUUCGGACCCGUCGCAGUGGGAAUACGUCCCACCACAGUUCUCCAUCCACCUCCUCUCCUACCUCCUCACCGUCGUCAGAGGCAUCAAAGUAUUAUCGCUAGACACCCUCACGUUCGACAACAAUAUGCAUUCCUGGGUAGCGGAUUCAAUUCCGCGUCUCUCGGACGUAACCGCACUGACGACCCUCUCCAUCUCGAGAUGCGUGUCUACUACGCGUGGCCACCUUAUCGAUGCUCUUUUCAUCUUUCCCUUCAUUGAGGAGCUGUCGGUGUCGUACCCUGGUCCGCAAGACGGCGUGCCUAUGCUCGCAGACGACGCGCAGGUUUCCGCGGCCAACGUCGCGUUAGAACUCGCACGGCGACGGGUGGUGCCCCGAAUCUUGAAGUUGUCUCUGAACAGCCUGGAUUUGGAGAGGAGUGAGGCGCGCAUCGCGGCGCUCAAGGACUUUAUCUGGUUUGCGCACGGCCAGGACAACAGGAGCCUGUCUGCGGUGCGGCUGCGCGCGCGGACAUGGUCAGAAGCGAGGCAUCUUGGGACGUUCCUUUCCCGCGGUGAAUUUGCGAGUCCUGUGACAAGCUUGGAAUUGGACGUCUCGCAGAUGCUCUUCAGUCCAGUUGACCCGUUUCGGACAUGGGCCGAGCUCGGGCUCGGCGCGACGGAAAAUCUGAGGGAUAUCGUGCUCUGGCUGGAAAUUCCGCCCAGCUAUGACCGAAAGCUUUCUCCGCUGGGCCCAGAAGGUCUGUUCGACAAGGUCUUGCAUCUCCACGCCGACCUCUUCGAGUCCUUCGCGAGCAGAUGGAGCGAGGUGCGUGAAGUUACGUUCCGUGUCUCGUUCCCACGCGCGGAGAUCGGAAACGCCUUCUUCGCGGCCCUUGGUCAUCGGAAGCGCGGCCCAUGGAGACGCUUCCGCAACAAAUUCACCAGGAUGGGGGCGCUCCAGGAGGUGCACUUCAGGUUUACCGUACCGCGGGACUUUCCUGACGCUCAGACAUUGAAACGGAGGUUGUGGGACGCUACAGGGGAGGUGUUAGGUCUGACGAGCCGCAAGAAGCAUGGCCCACUCUGGCGUGACAAGGAGUUAUCAGCAGCUGUUACGCUCGAGAGGCAAGGCGUCACAGCUACUGUAGCCGCCUUCGGGACCUCCUGGUACGCACAGAGGUCAUACCAAGCGAAGAAGGAAGAGUCAAAAUCACCUGCUGCAAUUCCGACAUGGGAGUACCGAAUGACGUCGACGCAGGAACAUCAGCCCCAAUCGAACUCACAAGAGCCCCUCAUCCACCGGACACGCGGCGAUUCGAUGGAGCCCGUCGGCCCGAAGGACGUUACAACACCAAAAGACCCUGCGCAGCCUGGUACGGGCCAAAGUGCCACACUGUCGAAAGUGCAGCAACUGCAGAGUUUUAAGGACGGUAAUUAG
Messenger RNA from Dichomitus squalens LYAD-421 SS1, 1914 nucleotides. RefSeq lists its product as uncharacterized. Lineage: Eukaryota; Fungi; Basidiomycota; Agaricomycetes; Polyporales; Polyporaceae. The transcript has 7 exons. The record is from RefSeq and is a predicted model, not a curated record. The coding region runs from base 1 to 1914 and encodes 637 amino acids.